GAAAGCUGGUGCGACGUCUCCCGCCAGUAUGAAAGGAGUGUGCGAAGCAAGACCAUGGGGUGAGACAGCCGUUUAGAGAAUGGAUGUACUGGGUGUACUGGGUGGCACUUGCUGCUCUCUCGGUAUUUGUCGUCUACAUGGGCAUGUGCAUGGUGUUUGUGUCCUACCAGGAUCUUCUGGGAGCUCACAGAACGUCACCUAUUCACAGCAUCGAGGUGGAGGUAAUCGCACGCAAGGUUAGCUUGCAGACGGCUGAGGGGGAGUGCACGGGUACUUGGGGUCAGUGAAAGUGGUAGGUCGAUGCUCAGCGAUUCAGCAUCAUGCAUG
Molecule: messenger RNA, 327 nt
Organism: Macroventuria anomochaeta
Lineage: Eukaryota; Fungi; Ascomycota; Dothideomycetes; Pleosporales; Didymellaceae
Exons: 1
Coding region: 84-287 (67 amino acids)
Source: RefSeq, a predicted model, not a curated record